This is a messenger RNA of Xenopus laevis (African clawed frog), 960 nucleotides long. Its product is annotated as olfactory receptor 1361. NCBI's taxonomy places the organism in Eukaryota, Metazoa, Chordata, Amphibia, Anura, Pipidae. The coding region runs from base 1 to 960 and encodes 319 amino acids. The record is from RefSeq and is a predicted model, not a curated record. The transcript has a single exon.
AUGGAAUCCUCAAACAAGACAUCUGUGACCAACUUCAUCUUACUCGGCCUCUCAGAUGUCCCACAUCUCCAAGCCAUAUGCUUCCUACUGUUCUUACUAAUCUACACGAUAACACUUUUAGGAAACUUUCUGAUCAUUGUAGUAGUGGGAUUCGCAAAACUAUGCAGCCCUAUGUACUUUUUCUUGAGUAAUUUGUCCUGUGUUGACAUUUGUUUGUCUUCUACUGUAGUUCCUAGAAUACUUGUUAGUACUUUAUCUCAUGACACAAGUAUUUCAUUCUUGGGUUGUGCUGCCCAGGAGUACUUCCUCGCAGCCCUGGGAGCAACGGAGUGCAUGAUACUGGCCAUAAUGGCAUAUGAUCGAUACACAGCCAUCUGUCAUCCUCUACAUUACAACACAAUCAUGAACAAAACCUUCUGCAUUUAUCUGACUUUGGGCUCUUGGACCGUGAGUUUCCUUAAUUCUGUUAUUCAUGCAUUCUUGACAUUCAAACUUCCUUUUUGCAGGUCGAACAAGAUCAAUCAUUUUUUCUGUGAGAUGCCUCCAUUAUUCCGUCUUUCCUGCAAAGAAACAUUGUUCAAUGAGAUACUGAUGUAUAUUGCAGCUGGGCUCAUGGCUCUUUCCUCUUUUAUUCUCACGCUCAUCUCUUAUAUACACAUUAUCUCUUCAAUACUCAAAAUCAAGUCCACCAGAAGAAGAGAAAAGACUUUUUAUACAUGCGCAUCUCAUCUUAUUGUAGUAAUGCUGUUUUAUGGAAACAUUCUCAUUGUUUACAUGCAACCCCAUUCCACGUUCUUCCCUAAAAGAGACAGGGCAGUAUCCAUAUUUUAUACGGCAGUAACACCUAUGCUUAAUCCUAUAAUUUAUAGCAUUAGAAAUCAGGUUUUUCUAGGAGCUUUAAGGAAGUUAGUCAAUAAAAAAAUGUUUCUUUCUAGGCUUUUAAAAAUAGCCAUUACCUAA